AUGCACUCAGGAUCCAUGUCUCAUCUGGGAUAUCCUGGGGUUUGCAGGGCCACAUCCUACAGAACUCACUGUUACUUCCCAGUGACUCAACCUGUUGCUCUCUGCUCCAAUGAUGUAAGCCCUACCUUUGGACACUGCUUACCCAGUAGCUAUCAAGGAAAUCUCUGGCUCCUGGAUCACUGCCAAGAAUCCUACUGUGAACCGCCAAGCUGUGAAUCUCCCAGCUGUGAAACCAAGACCUGCACUACGAGUUGUGACCCAUCGAACUCCUGUGUGCCCUGCAUCCUGCCAUCUGUGGGCCAAGUUGUCAGUGGCUGUGAAACUACUGAUAUCAGACCCAGCGUCAACUGUAGCCCAUAUUCGCAGACUAAGGGGUAUGUAUCCAAUUGCUGCACACCCACUCAAUGUGCAACCAAAGCCUGCCAGACCCUCUACAAUGGCUCCAACUGCUUUGGGCAACUUAAUUGCUUCUCCAAGAGGCUCCGACCCCUCAAUCACUGCAAUGUGCGUAGUUUCGGGUAUAGAAGCUACCAAAAUCUUGGCUUCAUAUCCAACAGCUUCUCGACACCAUGCUAUGCUGCCAGCACCUUCCAACCCCAAAGCUAUUUAAUAAGAAAUUGCCGAUAUCCAAGUUACAGGCCUAUGAGCUGCCAACCGUUGAGUUAUUUAUCUAGAAACUGCUGGUCUCUGAGCUGUAUUCCUAGCACCUUUCCACCUCUGAGAUAUUUAUGCAGUGGUAGCAGACCUAUGCAUUGCUAUUGA
Molecule: messenger RNA, 762 nt
Organism: Tupaia belangeri chinensis (Chinese tree shrew)
Lineage: Eukaryota; Metazoa; Chordata; Mammalia; Scandentia; Tupaiidae
Gene: KRTAP24-1
Product: keratin associated protein 24-1
Exons: 1
Coding region: 1-762 (253 amino acids)
Cellular component (GO): keratin filament
Molecular function (GO): structural molecule activity
Source: RefSeq, a predicted model, not a curated record